UAAUUUUGGACCUAAAUUGAACAGGGACUUGGCUUGUUGACCCUGUCAGCCGUGCUUUCUUCUUCUGAGAUCCAAGUAAUAUUCUUCUUCUUCUCCCUGUAUCUAGUAGCUGUUGCACAAGGCGGACACAAGCCUUGUGUUCAGGCAUUUGGAGCUGAUCAGUUCGAUGUCUCAGAUCCAGAGGAGUGCAAAGCCAAAAGCUCAUUCUUCAAUUGGUGGUAUUUUGGGUUGUGUGCAGGUACGUCCGUGACGCUUAUCCUAUUGACCUACAUACAGGACAACCUGAGUUGGGGUCUGGGUUUUGGAAUUCCUUGUAUUGCAAUGGUCUUUGCACUGUUAAUUUUCCUGCUUGGAACUAGAACUUAUCGGUACAGCAUUAAAGGGGAUGAAGAAAGUCCUUUUGUAAGAAUUGGAAGGGUGUUUGUUGCUGCUUUAAGGAACUGGCGAACUUCUCCCUCAGCAGUAACUUCUGAAGAGGAAUCUCGCGGAAUCUUGCCUCACGAGAGUUCUGAACAAUUCAAGUUUCUCAACAAAGCCUUGCUUGCACCGGAUGAUUUGAAGGAAAACAGAAAGGUGUGUACCAUCGUUGACGUUGAAGACGCAAAGGCUGUUCUUAGGCUUUUUCCAAUAUGGGUUACAUGCUUGGCAUAUGCGGUUGUGUUUGCACAGUACUCCACUUUCUUCACCAAGCAAGGUGCCACCAUGGAUAGAACCAUUGUGCCUGGCUUCAAUGUACCAGCCGCUUCACUUCAGACUUUCAUCAGCAUUGCCAUUGUCAUCUUCCUUCCCAUUUAUGAUCGCAUUUUUGUUCCAAUUGCUAGAUAUGUCACGGGGAAACCCGCUGGAAUUACAAUGCUGCAAAGAAUUGGAACGGGGAUGGUCUUAUCUAUUAUUUUGAUGGUAAUUGCAGCUCUAGUUGAGAUGAAGAGGCUCAAAACUGCCAAAGAUUAUGGCCUGCUUGAUACGCCGAGUGCCACGGUUCCAAUGAGCAUCUGGUGGUUGGCUCCUCAGUACUUAUUGGCCGGAAUAGCUGAUGGUUUCACAAUGGUCGGUCUGCAAGAGUUUUUUUAUGAUCAGGUGCCAAAUGAACUAAGGAGUGUAGGACUCGCCCUCUAUCUCAGCAUCUUCGGCGUGGGAAGCUUCCUAAGUAGCUUUCUUAUUUCCAUCAUCGAUGACAUAACCAGUUUAGCAGGCGAAAGCAGCUGGUUUUCGAGUAAUCUUAACCGUGCACAUCUUGAUUACUUCUAUUGGCUGCUUGGUGGAAUCAGUUUGGUACAAUUGGUUAUCUACCUAUACUUUGCAAAAUCGUACAUUUAUAAAUCCCACGCCUUGUAACUUAUUAUUUGAGCACAGUGAUCUACGCAUCACCGCCGUUGGUUGUAAAUCAGAAAUGUGAAUCUGUAUGAUUGGAAAUCUACCGUGUAUAAUUUAUUCCAGAGUUAUCUAGAUGGAAUCUAGUGAUAAAUUGCAUACGCAUUACUUCUUUUAAAAA
Malus domestica (apple) is the source of this 1492-nucleotide messenger RNA. NCBI's taxonomy places the organism in Eukaryota, Viridiplantae, Streptophyta, Magnoliopsida, Rosales, Rosaceae. The record is from RefSeq and is a predicted model, not a curated record.